Molecule: messenger RNA, 2246 nt
Organism: Balaenoptera ricei (Rice's whale)
Lineage: Eukaryota; Metazoa; Chordata; Mammalia; Artiodactyla; Balaenopteridae
Gene: BMP2
Product: bone morphogenetic protein 2
Exons: 3
Coding region: 929-2116 (395 amino acids)
Biological process (GO): SMAD protein signal transduction; BMP signaling pathway; negative regulation of transcription by RNA polymerase II
Cellular component (GO): extracellular region
Molecular function (GO): BMP receptor binding; growth factor activity; cytokine activity
Source: RefSeq, a predicted model, not a curated record
GCCGCGCCGGAGCCGAAGACCGGCGUGCAGAGCGCCGGGGAGCCGGGAGCCGAGCCCGAGCGCCGCGAUGCCGAUCACCUCCCGCCGGAGCUCGGGGGCCUGGGACAUGCCGGCCGAGGUGUGAUCGGACCCCAGGCUGGCCACAAAGGGCACAGCGGCUUGGCCCGGGGGCGAGGAGAGCGAGGGGAGAGCGCGGCCACCCGCUUCGGCGGCCCGAGACUCGGCUCGACUCGCUGGAGAAUGAGCCCGAGGACGCCGGAGCGCCGGAGCCGCGGUGGUUUCAACUGGCUAGCGCUAAUGGGGGUGCGCUGGAGGAAGGCAGAGUGAUGCGGGGGGGCAACUCGCCCGGCACCGAGAUCGCCGCUGCGCCCUUCCCCGGACCCGGCGUCUCCCAGGAUGUCUGGCCCGAGCCAUGGGCCCCGGCGGAGCUAGCGCGGAGCGCCCGACCCCCGCCCCCAGAGUCCCGGAGCCAGCCCCCCGCGGGGCCACGCGUCCCGCGGGCUCUGGUUCCUAAGGACGACGACAGCACCAGCUUUUACUUUCUCCCUUCCCUUCCCUGCUCCGCACUCCUCCCCCUGCUCGCUGUUGUUGUGUGUCAGCACUUGGCUGGAGACUUCUUGAACUUGCAGGGAGAGUAACUUGCGCUCCCCAUUUCGCGCCGGUGCCUCUGCCCCAGCGGACCCAGCCUCGCCGCCUGCGAACCCCGCCGUCCCUCCACUCCACCGCUGGGCCCGACCCGAGACGCUGUUCCCUGCGUUCGGAGAGAGACUGCCCGGCCGGCACCCGGGAGGAGAAGGAGGAGGCGAAGGAAGGGAACCCGGUCCCUGCGCCAGGUCCUUCAGCCAGAGCUUUUUCCAUGUGGAGGCUCUUUCAAUGGACGUGUCCCCGCGUGCUUCUUAGACGGUCUGCGGUCUCCUAAAGGUCGACCAUGGUGGCCGGGACCCGCUGUCUUCUAGCGUUGCUGCUUCCCCAGGUCCUCCUGGGCGUUGCGGCCGGCCUCAUUCCCGAGCUGGGCCGGAGGAAGUUCGCGGUGUCUGCUGGCCGGUCUUCGUCCCAGCCCUCGGACGACGUCCUGAGUGAGUUCGAGUUGCGGCUGCUUAGCAUGUUCGGCCUGAAGCAGAGACCCACCCCCAGCAGGGGUGCCGUGGUGCCCCCCUACAUGCUGGACCUGUACCGCCGGCACUCGGGCCAGCCUGGCGCGCCCGCCCCGGACCACCGGCUGGAGAGGGCAGCCAGCCUCGCCAACACCGUGCGCAGCUUCCACCACGAAGAAUCUUUGGAAGAAUUGCCAGAAAUGAGUGGAAAAACAACCCGUAGAUUCUUCUUUAAUUUAACUUCUAUCCCCACUGAGGAGUUUAUCACCUCAGCAGAACUUCAGGUCUUUCGGGAACAGAUGCAGGAAACUUUGGAAAACAAUAGCAGUUUCCAUCACCGAAUUAAUAUUUAUGAAAUUAUAAAACCUGCCACAGCCAACUCCGAGUUCCCCGUGACCAGACUUCUGGACACCAGGUUGGUGACUCAGAAUGCCAGCAGGUGGGAGAGCUUUGAUGUCACCCCUGCCGUGAUGAGGUGGACAGCGCAGGGGCUCGCCAACCACGGGUUUGUGGUGGAGGUGGCCCACCCAGAGGACAGCCACGGGGUCUCCAAGAGGCACGUGCGGAUUAGCAGGUCUUUGCACCAAGACGAGCACAGCUGGUCACAGAGAAGGCCCUUGCUGGUAACUUUUGGCCACGAUGGGAAAGGACACCCUCUCCACAAAAGAGAAAAGCGUCAGGCAAAACACAAACAGCGGAAACGCCUCAAGUCCAGUUGUAAGAGACACCCUUUGUACGUGGACUUCAGUGACGUGGGGUGGAAUGACUGGAUCGUCGCCCCCCCGGGGUAUCAUGCCUUUUACUGCCACGGGGAGUGCCCUUUCCCCCUGGCCGAUCACCUGAACUCCACGAACCACGCCAUCGUCCAGACGCUGGUCAACUCAGUUAACUCUAAGAUUCCCAAGGCGUGCUGUGUCCCAACGGAACUCAGUGCCAUCUCCAUGUUGUACCUUGACGAGAAUGAAAAGGUGGUAUUAAAGAACUAUCAGGACAUGGUUGUCGAGGGUUGUGGGUGUCGUUAGCACAGCAAAAUAAAAUAAAAUAAAUAUAUAUAUAUAUAUUUUAGAAAAAAGCAAAAAAAAAAAAAAAAUCAAGUUGACACUUUAAUAUUUCCCAAUGAAGACUUUAUUUAUGGAAUGGAAUGGAGAAAAA